CACGUGCUUUGUCGUCCUAUGAUGUCCCAAACAAAACACCCAAACGUACGAACACGUGUAUAUUGUCCUCAUUUGUUUACGCUCUGCCACUCCCAUCAUCACACUUCCAAUCCAAAUCAAAGCAAAAAAACAGAGAAAACAACAACAAUGGAGAAGAAACACACGUCGCUUGCACAAUAUAAGCAGUUUUAGAAACUUGUAAUUGAGAAAGAUCAUGGUCGUGUCCUCUUUAUUUGACCGAAUACAUUUGUUGGUUCUUCGCUGACAUUCUCAGAUCCUAAUUCUGUCCUACAAUUCCCCCAUUCUGGACUCAUUACAUGCUCUUUAUGGUGGAUUUAGUUCCUGCAAAGUAAAGUUUCUUGGCAAGAAUUUGAAUCAAGUGAAGUAACAUGAAUGCAAGAUUAUCUGGUGGGCUCUGACUGGCAGUCUGUUGGUUUACUAGAUACCCUCAAAAUGGAGAGGGUCAGGACAAUUCUAACUCACACAUAUCCUUACCCACAUGAGCAUUCACGCCAUGCUGUUAUUGCUGUGGGUUUCGGUUGCCUGUUCUUUAUCUCGUCAGACAACAUGCAUACUCUCAUACAGAAGUUAGACAACAAUAUCAAAUGGUGGUCAAUGUAUGCUUGUCUGCUUGGUUUUUUCUAUUUCUUUUCGUCUCCAUUCAUAGGGAAGACAAUUAAACCAAGUUAUUCAAAUUUCAGUCGGUGGUAUAUAGCCUGGAUUUUAGUGGCAGCUGUAUAUCAUCUUCCCAGUUUUCAAUCAAUGGGUGUUGAUAUGAGGAUGAAUCUCUCUUUGUUUUUGACAAUUUACGUUUCAUCAAUUUUGUUUCUUCUUGUUUUCCAUGUUAUAUUUAUUGGCCUCUGGUAUGUUGGUCUUGUUGCUCGUGUUGCUGGAAGGAGGCCUGCAAUCCUGACCAUUCUUCAAAAUUGUGCGGUUUUAAGUAUGGCCUGCUGUGUAUUCUAUAGUUACUGUGGCAACCAUGCUAUUUUGAGGGAAAAACCACUUGAAGGAACAAAUUCUGGUUGGUUUUCUUUUUUGUCCAAAGGAGAGCAAAAAACAUUGCUUGCAAAAUUACUCCGCAUGAAUGAAUUAAAAGACGAGAUCUGCUCAUCGUGGUUUGCUCCAGUUGGGUCUGCUAGUGAUUAUCCACUUUUGUCUAAGUGGGUUAUUUAUGGCGAGUUAGAUGGCAGUGGCUCAUCUGCGGGAUCAUCAAAUGAAAUUUCUCCCAUAUAUUCAUUAUGGGCCACAUUUAUAGGCCUCUACAUUGCCAAUUAUGUGGUGGAAAGAUCAACAGGAUGGGCUCUUACUCACCCAUUAUCAGUCAAAGAAUGUGAGAAGUUGAAGAAAAAGCAAAUGCAGCCAGAUUUCUUGGAUAUGGUUCCUUGGUAUUCAGGGACAUCAGCUGAUUUGUUCAAGACAGUUUUUGACCUCCUGGUAUCAGUUACUGUGUUUGUUGGGCGUUUUGAUAUGCGUAUGAUGCAGGCGGCUAUGAGUAGGGUACAAGAUGGAACACAACAGAACGAUCUUUUGUACAAUCAUUUCAGUGACAAGGAUGAUAUAUGGUUUGACUUUAUGGCAGAUACUGGUGAUGGUGGAAAUUCCUCUUAUAGUGUGGCACGACUUCUUGCUCAACCCUCCAUUCGGCUCCGCAGUGGGGAUAAAGUGAUUAACCUGCCACGUGGAGAUCUUCUCUUGAUUGGGGGUGAUCUUGCGUAUCCUAAUCCAUCAGGGUUUACAUAUGAAAAUCGCUUCUUUCGUCCUUUUGAAUACGCUCUCCAGCCUCCACCAUGGUAUAAAGAAGAGCAUGUAGCUGUAAACAAGCCAGAGUUACCUAGUUGGGUGUCUGAACUGAAGCAGUAUGAUGGACCUCAGUGUUUUGCUAUCCCUGGAAACCAUGAUUGGUUUGAUGGACUUCAAACCUUUAUAAGGCACAUUUGUCAUAAGAGCUGGUUGGGUGGAUGGCUUAUGCCUCAGAGGAAAAGCUACUUUGCUUUGCAACUACCUAAAGGGUGGUGGGUGUUUGGUCUUGACCUCGCUCUCCACUGUGAUAUAGAUGUAUACCAAUUCAAAUUCUUCUCAGAAUUGAUAAAGGAAAAGGUUGGGGAGAAUGAUUCAGUCAUCAUCAUGACACAUGAACCGAACUGGCUUCUUGAUUGUUACUGGAAUGCAAAGACAGGGAAGAAUGUCUCAUAUCUAAUAUGUGACUGUUUGAAAGGAAGGUGUAAAGUUCGUAUAGCUGGGGACUUGCAUCACUAUAUGCGUCAUUCAUACGUUCCAUCAGAUAAGCCAGUUUACGUUCAACAUUUACUUGUUAACGGCUGUGGUGGUGCUUUUUUGCAUCCCACACACGUCUUCAGUAAUUUUAACAAAUUAUAUGGAACUUCCUAUGAGAGCCAGGCUGCUUAUCCUUCUUUUGAAGAUUCAAGCAGGAUUGCCCUGGGAAACAUAUUGAAGUUUCGAAAGAAAAAUUGGCAGUUUGACUUUAUUGGUGGCAUUAUAUAUUUUAUUUUGGCCUUUUCCAUGUUCCCACAGUGUAAGUUGGACCAUAUCUUGCGGGAUGAUACAUUUUCUGGUCAACUGACGAGCUUCUUUAGCUUGGUAUGGGAUGCUUUUAUGUACUCACUGGGACACUCGUAUGUGUCUUCAGCGGGUGCCAUGCUAUUGUUAAUAACUGCUUUCACAUUUGUCCCGUCCAAAAUGUCUCGGAAAAGAAGGGUGAUAAUUGGGGUUCUUCAUGUUUCUGCACACUUGGCUGCAGCACUUAUUCUCAUGUUGCUGUUGGAACUAGGUGUUGAGACUUGUAUCCAGCACAAACUACUAGCAACUUCAGGUUAUCAUACUCUAUAUGAAUGGUAUCGGUCAGUUGAAAGCGAGCAUUUUCCAGACCCAACUGGCCUUCGGGCUCGUAUAGAACAGUGGACAUUCGGUCUUUAUCCAGCGUGUAUCAAGUAUCUCAUGUCUGCAUUCGAUGUUCCAGAGGUCAUGGCUGUUACGAGGAACAACAUCUGCAAGAAUGGGAUGGAUUCACUCUCCCGAGGUGGUGCAGUUAUCUACUAUGCUUCUGUCUUCCUUUAUUUCUGGGUCUUCUCCACACCAGUUGUUUCUUUGGUGUUUGGAAGCUACUUGUACAUAUGCAUUAAUUGGCUUCACCUACACUUCGAUGAAGCCUUUUCCUCUCUUCGUAUUGCUAAUUACAAGGCAUUCACACGCUUCCAUAUUAACCGUGAUGGUGAUCUUGAGGUUUUUACCCUUGCAGUUGAUAAGGUUCCGAAGGAAUGGAAGCUGGAUCCUCUGUGGGAUGGGGAGCCAAGGGAGCAGGAGCAGCAGCUGAGCCACCUCAGACGAUUUCCAAGCAAAUGGCGUGCCGUUUCCUCACAGCAGGAUCCAUUAAGCACCGUUCGGAUUGUUGAUCACUUUAUUAUUCAACAAAAAGGUAAACCUGACUUAGGAGUAGCAAUGAAUGGAUCAAAUAGUCAUUGAUCUGAAAUUUGAUAUUUGUAAGCAAGUUGUAACUUACAUUCUCUAGGAAGCAAUGAGAAGAAAAAAGUACUGUAGAGCACUCUUCUUGUAUGAUCCAUUUGAUUUUGGCCCAUUCUUAUCUACUAGCUAAUUUGUUAGUGGUUAAUUCAAACACGUCAAAGUGUUUUCUU
This is a messenger RNA of Camellia sinensis, 3650 nucleotides long. RefSeq lists its product as uncharacterized. Gene Ontology annotation, molecular function: hydrolase activity. NCBI's taxonomy places the organism in Eukaryota, Viridiplantae, Streptophyta, Magnoliopsida, Ericales, Theaceae. The record is from RefSeq and is a predicted model, not a curated record.